Messenger RNA from Lemur catta (Ring-tailed lemur), 3809 nucleotides. It is a transcript of the gene LDLRAD3, whose product is annotated as low density lipoprotein receptor class A domain containing 3. Gene Ontology annotation, biological process: receptor-mediated endocytosis. Gene Ontology annotation, cellular component: plasma membrane. NCBI's taxonomy places the organism in Eukaryota, Metazoa, Chordata, Mammalia, Primates, Lemuridae. The transcript is spliced from 6 exons. Gene Ontology annotation, molecular function: protein binding. The coding region runs from base 46 to 1083 and encodes 345 amino acids. The record is from RefSeq and is a predicted model, not a curated record.
GCGGGGGCAGCGACGGCGCCUGGCAGCUGGAGCGGCGGCCGCGCCAUGUGGCUGCUGGUGCCGCUGUGCCUGCUGCUGAGCGGCGCCGCGGAGAGCCAGCUGCUCCCUGGGAACAACUUCACCAACGAGUGCAACAUCCCGGGCAACUUCAUGUGCAGCAACGGGAGGUGCAUCCCGGGUGCCUGGCAGUGUGAUGGGCUGCCCGACUGCUUCGACAAGAGUGACGAGAAGGAGUGUCCCAAAGCCAAAUCGAAAUGCGGCCCGACAUUCUUCCCCUGCGCCAGCGGCAUCCACUGCAUCAUCGGUCGCUUCCGAUGCAAUGGGUUUGAGGACUGUCCCGACGGCAGCGACGAAGAGAACUGCACAGCAAACCCUCUGCUUUGCUCCACCGCCCGCUACCACUGCAAGAAUGGCCUCUGUAUCGACAAGAGCUUCAUCUGCGAUGGGCAAAAUAACUGUCAAGAUAACAGUGACGAGGAAAGCUGUGAAAGUUCUCAAGAACCAGGCAGCGGACAGGUGUUUGUGACUUCGGAGAACCAGCUCGUGUACUACCCCAGCAUCACUUACGCCAUCAUCGGCAGCUCCGUCAUCUUCGUGCUGGUGGUGGCCCUGCUGGCGCUGGUCCUGCACCACCAGCGAAAGCGGAACAACCUCAUGACACUGCCCGUGCACCGGCUCCAGCACCCUGUGCUGCUCUCCCGCCUGGUGGUCCUAGACCAUCCCCACCACUGCAACGUCACCUACAACGUCAACAACGGCAUCCAAUACGUGGCCAGCCAGGCCGAGCAGAAUGCGUCAGAAGUGGGCUCCCCGCCCUCCUACUCUGAGGCCCUGCUGGACCAAAGGCCCGCGUGGUACGACCUCCCUCCGCCACCCUACUCUUCCGACACGGAGUCUCUGAACCAAGCGGACCUGCCCCCUUACCGCUCCCGGUCGGGGAGUGCGGACAGUGCCAGCUCCCAGGCAGCCAGCAGCCUCCUGAGCGUGGAGGACACGGGCCACAGCCCGGGGCAGCCCGGCCCGCAGGAGGACACUGCCGAGCCCAGGGACUCUGCGCCCAGCCGGGGCACUGAAGAAGUAUGAAUUCCAGUUAUUCCAAAGUCCAUAUGGGUUAAUCUGCUCUGACUUGUUACCAUUCUAACAACCUGUGUGCGUGGGAAGCUCUUUUAGCACCUGCAAGUGUGUCUCAAGUUGCAGUUCGGAGUGUCAGCUCUCUCUCCAGUCCCCUCGUCCCCGAGAUUUCAGGGGUGUGUUUUAGAGGGCGACUUGGCAUUUCUCUGGCCCUUCUGUUGACAUGAUCUGUUGUGCAUCUUUUCUGGGAGGUCACUCUUCCUUCGAGACCCAGGAUCACAGCCUCACGUUUCACAUCAUUCUUCCGUUUCUGUUGGGCAGGCGGCAGGACAGAACGGGAUUUAAGUAGAUUUGCAGAAAGCGGUGUUUCUGUGCCGUGUUGGAUGCUCAGAAGGGCAGAAGACACCGGACCAGACUUUCUCUGCUGGGCUGCUGCCUUACCACGUUUUGGGAUUUAGGUUGGAUGACUACCAGGAGGCCAUCACCGCCUUACGCGAUCCUGUAUGCUGCCCUGGCUUCAGGGGAGGCAGUUGACAAAGAAAACUUUUGACAUGAGAAACACCCUUCAGCAAUCAGCAGUGUCAUUUGGUUUUGUGGAGGACUCUGAAACUGUCUACCCCAGAUAGAUUCUGACUUUAGAAUUUUGCCCGAGAGUCUUCAUUUUGAGAGCUUUCUCCAGCAGUGUAUCUCAUCAGCCUCAUCCCAGAUCAGGCAGGGAGGCCCUGCCAUGGGUUUAUGCAAGUUCUCAGCUCCUGAAAUGCAGGCUGCCGAGAGCUUUGGCUUCAUAGUCGCUACCCUGGUUUCUGGACUGUCACCCUCCCAGCCGACCUACCUGUAGCCAAGGAAUAAGGACCUGACUUGUGUUGACCAAAAAUCGGAUCUGGCCCUUUGUGCCUGUAAACCACACCCAGCCCAUCUUGCUCGUUCAUGCAGCUUUGACACUAGCCUCCGAAGUUCCCUUAACACUUACAAGUUUUUUUUACCUGUGCAUUUGGACUUGAGGACGCCGGUUUCUAACAUACGUGAGAGCCAUGUUCAAUACCUCCUGUGAGAGCCCCUGGCUCCCUGCACUGCGCAAGCUCCUCUUCCCAGGGUCCCAGGACCAGCACCCCUCAUUACGAUUAGACUUAGGGUCAGGGUUAGAGUUAGGGUCAAGGUCAGGGUCAGACCCAUCCUAACAUCCCAGUAGUUUCUCCUCUGAGACACAUGGGUAGUAGGCAAUUUGGAGUCAAGAUUUUCCAUUUGGAUUUUUAAAAAAAUCUUUUAGAAAUGCAUUUGAAACAGUGUGUUUGUUUUUUCCCUUCUAGUUAAGGGACUAUUUAUAUGUGUAUAGCAAAGCUGUCUCUUUUUUUGUUGUUCCUUUAGCAAGGUCCAAAGAAAGAUGCAAAAGGAGAUGACGCCUUUGUCCCGCCGAGCCCCAUGAUAACAAGUCACUCCAGACUAACCUGUGUGCCAGACAUCUGUGCGUUGUUGCACUUGAGGUUAUUAUUUAUCGAGUUCUUGAAGGAUGCAGAAAGAGGGACUCAUCUCUCCCUCAGUCCGUAGUUUCUAUGUCUGUGCCUCUUUCUCUGUGCCCAGCCAGCCACAGGGCCCACCUCCCUGAGGGAAGAAUGGGUAAAAACUUAGGCAUUAUUUGGCAAAAAACCACCCUGACAGAUGAGAGCUAAAACUGGAACCAGGUGGAGCCACUCCGGGCAGCUGUCACCCAUUCAAGGUUUCUUUCCACAGCCGCAGAAAUGUUCAGUAACCUGUUUGAUGCUAAUUAAAACAGCCUGCAGGAAGGGGGAUGAAGUGGCAUUCAAUGAUCCUGUUCUGUAGACUUUUCUUUUUUUAACCAAAUCCAAAGUUUGUUACAGGAAAGUUAGCCACUUGGUCUUUUGUUGUGUGUGGUUUUUUUUUUUUUUUUUUUCCAAGUAAAGGAAAAGAACCUAGUUGCUUGUAUCUUUCAUUUUUAAAAUAGCACUUGAGUUAUUUUCUGAGUAAUCCAAUAAAGAAAGAACUUUGAUGGCAGCCAGAAUGUGCUGAGAACUCUGGCUGAACAUUUCAUCUCCUGUGAGUCAGAAGGGCUUUAUUUCUCCCUUUGAUGGGCCCUUGCUUCUUUCUGGUGCUCUGGAAGUUGUUUAGAGGAAAAGAUUCUAAUUUUAAUUAAUUGUGCAGUGAGUUAAUCUCACGUGCUUUUCUGCGUCCAGGCAUCUUAGGAAAAACAAAUGGUUUUAGUAGAUAAGGGAAACCUAUUAAUGUUGUUUUUUAAAACAAACACAGGGACAUUUUUAUUAUAGAUUUGAUUUUUUUAAUGAAUGUUUUGAAAAAUAUAUAAAUAGGACACCAAAGCUGCAGGGUUUGGCGUGUUUUUUUUUCCCUACUCAAGAUGGCAAGUAGGUGGCCAGCAAUAUUUUUUAACUCAUUUUAACCAGGAUUGUUUUAUACGUUGCUUCAAUCUGCGCCAACCAGAAAAUGAUUUCUGCUCUCUUUUCUCAAAUGAGAUCAGCAGUUUAUUUUAGCAUUAAAACAGUUUCACUGUGAUCGCUAGCUUGUCAACCCCUUCUUCUCAACCCUCUCUACCUUGAAACUGACAUUUUUUAAAAAUGCAACUAAGUGGUUAAUAAAUAAUGUGUGAUGUUUGAAGUUAAUGUAAACUGGAAAGGUCGUGUGUGGUUGCUUUUUGUUUUUCAGUUAGGCUUGGUUUCAUUUGUUUUUUUAAUUUUUAUACUUUCAAAUAAACUUGCAGUUUCAUUCUU